AACGCUCGUCGACACAUUUACAAGUCAGCAUCAGAGAUUGCGUCUUGUUCCUCGUUUCUUACGCCAGAUGAAACGGGGAAGGACGGUUAUAUGUAAUGCGAUGUCGCGCUAUCCGGCCAGUAUUCCGUAGGGCGUAGAAGAAAGGGUCGAUUCGUUCUCUCAAGAGGAGACAAUGGAGAAUCCUCUCGCCACUGGCAUCCCGUUUAAUCAAACGGGAAAUUUGGAUCGCUUCGUGUUCGGAUGGCUAGACUACACGCUCUUCAGCCUGCUGCUGCUCGUCAGUGUUCUCAUCGGCGUGUACUUUGGCUUCUUUAGCAAGCAAGACAGCACAACGGAGUAUUUCCUGGGCGGUAAACGGAUGGGAUGCUUUCCCGUCGCGAUGAGCAUCAUCGCUAGCCACAUCUCGGGUAUCAGCUUGCUCGGUAUACCCACGGAGGUUUUCCAUUACGGGAGCCAGUAUGCGGCGUGCGUCGUCACAUCGAUCCUCACUGCCGUCGUUACCUCUUACCUUUUCCUACCUGUGUUCUACAAGCUGCAACUAACUAGCACCUUUGAAUAUCUGGAGAUUAGGUUCGCCAGAUCGGUGAGAAUUCUCUCUUCGGCGCUAUUCACCAUAUCCCUCUUCACCUACUUGCCCAUCGUCAUCUACGUACCUGCCCUCGCCUUCGCGCAAGUCAGCGACCUGAGUAUUCACGCGAUAACGCCGUUGCUUUGUAUCGUGUGCAUCUUUUACACCAGCAUUGGUGGCCUAAAGGCGGUAGUAUGGUCGGACACUAUACAAUUUUCCGUGACCGUUUGCGGGCUCUUUGCGGUUCUCGUGCUGGGGAUAUCGUCCGUUGGCAGCGUUCAGCAAGUGUGGAGGAUCUCCAGCGAAGGCGGUCGUCUCGUUUUCUUCAAUAUGGAUCCGAGUCCGUUGGCGAGAAACACUUUUUGGAGUAUGGCUGUAGGUAUGACGGUAAUAUGGCUCGGACACCUCGGUAUUCAUCCGGGUACGGUGCAGCGAUUCCUGUCGGUGCCUCGAGAAAUCGACGCGAAACACGGUAUCGCGAUUACCGCGGUAGGGAUGAUAGUCGUCAAACUGAUCUGCGUCUUCACCGGAUUAAUCAUGUUUGCCAAGUAUCAUGACUGUGAUCCUUUUCUCACCAAGUCGAUAAGUCGCACCGACCAGACUCUACCGUACUACGUGAUGGACGUUGCUGGGCAUCUGCCAGGACUUCCGGGAUUAUUCCUAGCGGGCCUAGUGAGCGCCGCGCUCGCAACUAUGAGCGCGAGCUUGAACACCGUGUCCGGCACCAUUUACGAAGACUUUAUAAAUUUGCGGAUCCCGGAGAGCCCCGAGAAAGAAGCUAUGGCCGCCAACAUAAUGAAGGGCAUCGUCGUGGUAGCCGGUGUGAUUUCGGUUGGUCUGGUGUUCCUGGUCGAACGAUUAGGAUCGGUCUUCCAAAUAGCCGUGAGUACGCGUGGCAUCACCGACGGACCUUUGCUCGGCCUCUUUAUGCUAGGAAUGCUGGUACCCUGGGCAAACGCGAGAGGCACGUUGUUUGGCGGUUACGUCGGUCUGAUCAGCAUGCUUUGGCUGGUGGGAGGCGCUCAAUGGCACACCAUACAUAACAGAAUUAAAUACAAUGCGUUACCUACGUCGAUAGAUGGUUGCCCAUUGAAUCAGACCCUCUCGAGCGUGACGACGCCUACUGUAUCAUCCUGGAUAGAUGACUCCAGCGAGGAACCUAUGAUACUCUUUCAAAUAUCCUUCAUGUAUUACAACAUGAUAGGAGCGAUUAUCGUUGUUGUCGUCGGCACUAUCGCGAGCUACGUUUUCGGCGUGGACCUCGAGAGCGUAGAUCCCGAUCAUAUUACACCGAUGAUGAAAAGGUUUCUUCCUUCUCGAAGAUAUGCUCGAGUCUCGUUGAGAAAUGUGCCGCUCGACGUUGCGCCGGAAAAAAUCAAAUGAUCGCGAUUCGUCAUUAUUUUAAUGAGUGGUAAGCGAGCUGAUAGGAUCAACCUCCCGAAAAACUCUCUCAAUUACCUCCAUUUAUCCUGCGAAUGAUAAUCUUUAUUCUAAAAAAAAUUUUUAUCUGACAGCCGGUCACGACAAAGGGGGUGUUGUGUCUCUUAUUGAUUAAUAGACGCAUGCGCCAACUCUUACAGCUCACAGUCUCACUGUCAGUAUCGUUCCUAGUGUUUGUACGAGGCACCAGUUGCAUCUCUCUCUCCCCCCCCCCCUCCUAGAUACACCCUGGCUAGGAAACCAAAAUCGAAUGCUACGAGGAACGAGUCUUUGAUUGCAUUCUGGCGGAACAAGUAUAUAAUAUCGUCACCGUUCAAUUCCACUCGGCGGUGGGAAAGAACAUACAUGUGUGUGUAUAUCGUGUAAGAGAAAAGUCGUUGCGAGUCCAAAAAGAAUAAAUUUGGUUCAACGAAUAAAGGAUAGCGAUCGACAUUAGACCCGUGGACGUUGUAGAGAAAGUUACGUCCCUGAAGAUGUUGAUCGGGGUUGCUCGGGGGUGGCCGCGUGCCCUCGUAAAUAGGAUGGCCGCGCCUACACGUGGAGUGAGUGUUGUCGCGAAUACCGAGUUAACCGAGUUAACCGAGUUAACCGAGUACCCUCGGUCCGACACAACGUUCAACAAGUACGAGUACACUUGGCAGCAUCCUCGCAGCGAUUUUAUCGUGCAACAUGGUCAAUACCUUGGAGUGAUGGAACGAAGAUUGCUACAGCGAUCAGCUACAGCGAGCUAUUCUCAUCGCGUACGUGUCGAAGGUGAACGUCGAGUGAAUCCAAAGUAAGGGAUUUAUGACAGGCGAUAGGUGUCCGUCUAAACAAGGAUUCGAAUGGUUACAUUAUUAAUCGUCGCGAUUCAAGGGAAGCUGACCUCUAUUCUUCUCGCACAUCUUGGCUCAAUAUACUUGGCAUUCCAAAGCGACGGAAUAAUCCAAAAGUUCACAAUCCACAGAGUUUUCAUCUUUGUACAAUACAAUGACUUUGUACGUACAAACGAUUUCACUGAUAGAUUCAAAGAUUUAUUUACUUAUUUGGUCAACAACACACAUGGUGCCAACAGAAUGUAAUAUAGAUCAUUAUUGGCGGAAAGUCGAUAGAAUGCAAGAAUUUUGUCGAUUCCAGCUGUUUGAAUAUAUUCAGCGCCGU
This is a messenger RNA of Vollenhovia emeryi, 3148 nucleotides long. Its product is annotated as sodium-coupled monocarboxylate transporter 1-like. The coding region runs from base 173 to 1951 and encodes 592 amino acids. Gene Ontology annotation, molecular function: symporter activity. Gene Ontology annotation, cellular component: membrane. The transcript is spliced from 8 exons. Lineage: Eukaryota; Metazoa; Arthropoda; Insecta; Hymenoptera; Formicidae. The record is from RefSeq and is a predicted model, not a curated record. Gene Ontology annotation, biological process: sodium ion transport; transmembrane transport.